GGGAGAUAAUUCUGCACACUCAAAGAAGUUGAUGUGCAAAGCGAGCUUGUCAUUUAUCAUAUACAGACAUUAUUGUGCAAAGAAAUGCAUUAACGUUUGGGAAGGCCUAUGCGGAAGGAGAAGGUGGACAAGAUGAACUCCAGCCUUUGGGAUGAUCCUGAAGACAACCGAUCACAGUUCUCAAGGUCAGACAGGUAUUCUAGGUCGAGGUUUCAGCAUGACAGCAGGGGGACAGGAUAUUUUGACAGGACGAGCCAACAGACAAGUGGCAAAAUGUGGGGUGAUGCUGACCAAAACCCAUCACAGUUCUCCCCUGGCAGCAGAAUAAUGUCUGACAAAAUGCACGGAUACGGACGAGGAUCAAACUAUGAUUUCCAGCAGGAGUCUCGGACAGAUACUACUUCACACACUAGGGGUGGUCUCAGGCCUUCCUUCAGAGAUGAGUCAUUUGAGAAAGAGCAACGUAUAGAUUACUUUGGUACCCAAAGCAGAGGCCCAACAGGCAUGGAAAGUGAGAUAACUUGGACAAGGGGGAAUUCCAGGAGUGGCCUGGAGAUGGACAGGUUGACCAAUACGUCCAUGGACACAGUCAGCAGAUUUGGCAUGGAAUUAACAGGUCAAACUUCAACUCCUAAUGUUGAAAAAGAUCUAGGCAGAUUCUUAAGCAAGCGUAGUAAAACGUUACAUCCAAUGGAAAUUGGAAGUAAGAAAUUGGAUACCUUUGAAGGUGGUAGAAACCGGCCAGAUAUUGAAAAACCUAGAAACCUGAGUGAGCCUGAAUUUAACAGUAACAGAACUAGAGGUCCUUAUUAUCAGCCUAGAAAUGAAACCAGAACUGAAUGGUCUCAUGUAAGUCAUCGAGGUCAGUCUGCAGAACCGUUUAGGGAAUCUGAACACUACAGAUUUAGUGAUAUGUCGAGACAUACCACAGUUUUACAAGGAAUGGAACAGGGUCGGGACAGUUUUGUACUCGAUAGAGGAGUAAAACAGGAGUUAAGAAUGAGAAUGGCUGCUGAGAGGCAGCAUAGUGGAGGAAAUGCAGUUGACAGGAACCAGUUUUCUGAAGAACAUGCGCAAAAUCUUUCUCAAUCAAUAGGUGCAAUGACAAGAGGCUCUUAUGGAAAGGAAGCACCUGCUUCUCCUCAAGAAUCACGAGGCUUGAAAAGAGGUGGCGGCAUGCAUGGCUUCAGAGACGAUAGCAGCUUCAAGAGAGGGAGGAUGGAAGGCUUUAAAGAUAGACCUAGACCCAGCAGCUAUCAGCAAACUGAAACACUGAGAAGACCGCAGUCCAGUAUUCAACCAACACCCAGCAGCUAUCAGCAAACUGAAACACUGAGAAGACCUAGAGCCAGCAGCUAUCAGCAAACUGAAAAGACCUAG
Molecule: messenger RNA, 1380 nt
Organism: Haliotis rubra (blacklip abalone)
Lineage: Eukaryota; Metazoa; Mollusca; Gastropoda; Lepetellida; Haliotidae
Exons: 2
Coding region: 109-1380 (423 amino acids)
Source: RefSeq, a predicted model, not a curated record